Messenger RNA from Musa acuminata AAA Group (dessert banana), 1251 nucleotides. Its product is annotated as putative mannan endo-1,4-beta-mannosidase 9. Bases 1 to 1251 code for a protein of 416 amino acids. Gene Ontology annotation, molecular function: mannan endo-1,4-beta-mannosidase activity. The record is from RefSeq and is a predicted model, not a curated record. NCBI's taxonomy places the organism in Eukaryota, Viridiplantae, Streptophyta, Magnoliopsida, Zingiberales, Musaceae. The transcript has 5 exons.
AUGAUGAUGAAGAAGAAGAAAACCUUGUGCAGCGUACUUCUCUUUGUUCUGCUAGUCUUCCAUGGUAGUGCUUACAGUCCUUCCAGCUUUGCUAAGACCAGGGGAACUCAUUUCGUUAUUGACGAUCGGCCGUUCUAUUCGAACGGGUUCAAUUCGUACUGGCUCAUGUACACGGCUGCGGAUCCGGCCGAGAAGGACAAGGUGUCUUCUGCUCUUGAGCAGGCCUCUACUCUCGGGUUAAGAGUGAUCAGGACUUGGGCUUUCAGUGAUGGAGGAUAUAGACCCUUGCAGUACUCCCCUGGUGUAUACAAUGAGAAUAUGUUUAAGGCCUUGGACUUUGUGAUCUCUGAAGCCAAGAAGUAUGGUGUGCAUCUGAUACUGAGCUUGGUCAACAACUGGGAGGGCUUCGGAGGGAAGAAGAAGUAUGUGCAAUGGGCAAGAGACAAGGGUCAGUCCUUAGGGUCUGAAGAUGACUUCUUCAGGAACGAAGUUGUGAAGCAAUUCUACAAGAACCAUGUCAACACUGUUCUCGCCAGGGUUAACACUAUCACGGGAGUAGCGUACAAGGAUGAUCCCACCGUUUUCGCAUGGGAGCUCAUGAACGAGCCGCGAUGCCAAAGCGACCUCUCAGGAAGAACUCUCCAAUCCUGGAUCACGGAGAUGGCUGCUCACGUGAAGUCUACAGAUAGAAACCACAUGGUGGAGGUUGGCAUGGAGGGUUUCUACGGCGAAUCGAUGCCUGAGAGGAAGAAAUACAACCCCGGCUACGAAGUCGGUACUGAUUUCAUCGCUAACAACCGGGUUCCGGGGAUCGACUUCGCCACCAUUCAUGCAUACCCUGAUCAAUGGGUUCCAGGAUCGAACGACGACGGUCAACUGGCCUUCCUCCGGAGCUGGAUCCAGUCUCACAUUCAAGACGCAGGUUCAAUUCUUGGGAAGCCGCUCAUGGUGACAGAAUUCGGCAAGUCGUCGAGGCAAGCAGGGUACACCGUGAGCAAAAGGGACGCCUUCUACGCCACCAUUUACGAUGCAAUAUAUGCAUCAGCCAAGGCUGGAGGCCCUUGCGCAGGUGGUCUGUUCUGGCAGAUGUUAGCCCAAGGAAUGGAUAGCUUCAGAGAUGGCUACGAGAUCAUAUUCGCUGAAAGCCCCUCGACGACGAGCAUCAUCUCUCGACAGUCCCACAGGAUAUCAAGUCUUGGCGUUCCCAAGGCACUGGAAGAAGCUGCAGAGAUGGAGAACAAGGAACCCUAG